CUUCAACAUGUGCAGGAAAGGGAAAUACGAGCAGGAGCUGAAAGAACCCCCCGCGUGGAACUUGACGUUCAGGGGGAAAGCAAGCAGAUGUCGGCACCAAAUGCGUGAAAUUGCCUGAAGCCGAAGCUGCACGCUACGCACAUCAGCCACAUCUAGGCCUGCGAGCCCCUGAGUUGGCUCGAAACUAUUUACGAAAGCUUUGACAGCGGGCGUUUUAUAGUGUUCAGCUGAACAAGCUUCAAGGGCCGAUGGCGGUGGCAGCCUUGAGGAGCGAGGGGGGCGUUUGGUGCUAUGUUGGUGGGAAUUGUAUAAAAUUGCGUGACAAUUUCGAAAGCAAGAAGGAAGGUCUGGAAAAGCAACUGACCGAUAUCCUCGGCGAAACCUGGAAGAUUGACAUCAACCCCAACGCCAUCUGGGCGUAUGCCGAAGACGACAGCUACGGCAAAGACAAUCUAGGAGCUUGCUUGCACUCCUACAUCGCCGACACAAUCUGGAACCUAAAAUACUUCCUCGAAAAGCACGGUGACCUCGGCAAGACCGAGCUCAACACCGUCGCCACCGCCCACACCCUAACCCUCGCCCUCGACACCACCGGCAGCGUGAGCUACGCCUCCUGCGACAUCCACGACGGGACGCUGCGCCUGCUCUUCCAAGAAGGUAACCUCGGCACCAACAUCAGCCAGACGACCAAGAUCGAGACGCUCGAAGCCGCCCUGUGCGCCGCCAACCCCGACGCCGCCGCGCUCUCCUACUCCGCCCGCCUCAACAUCGCCCAGGUCUGGGACGCCAAGCUGCCCGACCUCCAGAAGAAGAUCGCCGCGCAGCUCGCCAACGACAAGAUCGUGCUCGACCCCAACUUCGCCGCCGUCUACGCCACGCUCAAGGCCGCGCCGGGCGUCGCGAAGGAGCGCCCGGAUUGGGAGAAGUCGCUGGGGUACAUCAUGCACCAGUACUUCAGCGGGCUGCUGCAUACGCUGGAGUACCAGAAGUUUGAAAAGGACGACAUGCUGCAAGAAGGUUUUGCGGAGGCGGUGGAGAAGGGGGAGAUCAGGUUCCGGGUGGUGGAGAAGCUGGGGCGGACGUAUAAUGAGAGUGUGGUUGAGGACGGGGUGUUUUGGCUGCAGACGAAGCCGGACAUGUGGGGCACGAAUUGCGGGGAUGUGGCGAGCGAUGUUGUGAAUUUGUUGUAGGUCUGAUGCAUGAGCAGGAAACGUGAAGAACUCCCUUCUAUACUGUCUAACUUGAUCCCAGUUCCAUAGUUUAAUCUAGCCUCUUGGAUAUUAUAUACUGAAAAAGGGGCGUGGUUGAGCGAUGAAAUGCUGUAAAAUGCCGGGACCCACUCAGUAGAUUGACCCAGGACCAAAACGAUGGACUGGCUCUCGGUCAUGCUUCUCAACUGUAUGCAGAUCAUUAGCUUUUUCGGGAGUCUGAUUUAAAGGCUUGCGAGCUUCACAUCGGAAAAAGCACUUGAAAUCAGGUCUGUUAAGGCUCC
Molecule: messenger RNA, 1492 nt
Organism: Mytilinidion resinicola
Lineage: Eukaryota; Fungi; Ascomycota; Dothideomycetes; Mytilinidiales; Mytilinidiaceae
Exons: 3
Coding region: 249-1190 (313 amino acids)
Source: RefSeq, a predicted model, not a curated record